GAUUCCUCGAGAUUCGACUUGAGAAACUUGCGAGGAUAGUUGGCAACUACUAUGCAGUUUUGUUGUAUUUGACGUCGCUGCAGUCAUGGGAACCAAGAAGCGUAAAGAGUCGUCAGGUGCGAUCGACCAACCUCUGAAGAAGAGCAAGAAAUCCAAGACCUCGAGCAAAAAGGAUGCCUUCGAAACAGAGCUCAAGGAUAACGCUACAACUACUGAGCCAAGCAAGACGCAGAAUGCUCCCUUCAACGAUAAGGAAGAGACACCUCGGUUAGACAAUGUCGCUGCAGCCAAGUCGAAGAAAUCACGCAAACGAGCCUCCGACUUUAUGAACGACGAGGAGCCACCAGUAUCUGCUGAUACUUCAAACAAAGUUGAAGAGGAAAAAUCUGCCGAGGAGAUCGCGGAGCCCGUCAAGAAGAAGUCAAAGAAAAGCAAGAAGAACAAAACCAACAACAAUGGAGAGACGCUUACUGCUGAUGGUGUCAAUGGUGUGAUUGAGCAUACCGGGGCAGAGAAUCUCGAAACUGCGACCUCGCAUAAGCCAGUCUCAACUUCGAUGCAAGCAGAAGCAGAGCGUACCGUCGACCAUGAGCUUGAAGACGGGUUCGGUGGCUUUGCAAGUGAGGAUGACCAGGAUAAUGCUGCCGAGGUCGAGCCGGAUGACAAUACUGCCGCUCUCCUGGCUGGAUUUGACAGUGACACGGAAGACAAGCAAGAGGAUGAAGGCCUUGACCUUGGAACGAUUCCUCCUUUGCCCAAAUACAAAAAGACUCAAAAGAAGUUGGAGAAAGCCAAAGCGAAGGGCAAUGACGAUGGUCCUGGGACUGUCUAUGUUGGCCGCAUCCCUCAUGGCUUUUAUGAGAAGGAGAUGAGAGCUUACUUCUCUCAAUUCGGAGACAUCAGUCGACUGCGCCUGUCUCGAAACAAACGCACUGGCGCAUCCAAACACUUUGCUUUUAUCGAAUUUGCUUCCGACGAGGUCGCAAAGAUUGUGGCGGAGACUAUGGACAACUACCUGAUGUUCGGUCAUAUCCUCAAGUGCAAGUACGCCGAGCCGGGCUCUUUACACCCUGACGUUUGGAAAGGCGCAAAUAAAAAGUUCCGAAAGAUUCCUCACGAGAAACUCGAACGCGAACGUCUCGCCGCGCCCAAGACUGAGGAGCAGUGGCAGAAAAUCAUUGACAAAGAGCAGCGAAGACGGGACAAGAAGGCCACGAAGAUGAAGGCUAUUGGACUUGACAUGCCAUCGUCAACUUUGACAGCGCCUGCAGCUGCCUUGAGCCAGAAGCUGGCGGGUCAGGAAGAGUUGAAACAAGUUGAGAACGAGAGAAAUGUUAAUCCCGCUAUUGAACCCCCAAGUGAUCUAGCUGAAGACAAAGUUGCUGUAGAUGGAGGCAAGAAGUCAAAAAAGGAGAAAAAGCAGAAGAAAGAGAAGAAGAAAAACAAGAAAGGUGAAGGGGAUGAAACUGAUAUCGCCUCAAAUUCCGCCACAGCGUUGAAAACCGCAGAGACGCCUGUCGAAAGCGCAACCCGGAAGACUAGCUCCGAUGAUGAGGCACAGCUGCAAAGUGCGAAUGGGAAAUCCGCUAUCACUUCGACCGCCCCGGCGUAUAAAGGGAUAGAGACAACCACAAAGACACUGUCCAAACCCGAGAGGAAAGCAUUGAAGAAGGCAAAGAAGACGGCUGGCGAAUCUGCUCACGCUCCUGCCUCAGACAUAGCGGUCGCCGCAAAAGAAGAGCUCUCAGCCGACUUCAUCUCAUUUGGCCAAUUCGACGAUGGCGAGGGCAAUCCGAAGGCAAGUUCAAGCCCAGCUGGAGCCAAUAAAUCGAAACCUUGGAAAGUCAAGAAGCCCAAGGAGGACCGCAAGAAUCUUGUCAAGGCUCGAGGCCCGAAAUCAAAGCUGGUCUCCACCAAGCCGAAGCCGGACCCCAAUGCCACGGGCAAGAUUCCUGGCCUCCCACUCCUAGGCAAGGGCAAGGACGACAAGGCCACUCGCCAAGCCCAUAAGGAGAUGAAGAAGCAGCUUCUAGCUGAGCGUGCGGCCGAGGGCGGAAGACGUCGCGGUUCAGCCGGUGCUCAAGGUUAGGAGCCUCUCGAGCAGUCGUCAUCAUUGGGACAGGACAGCCAAAAGCAACGAACCAAGCAAGAUGGUCGUCAAGCCAUCGAGGAAGAUCAGGAAGUCAGACAGAACGGUGACUCCAUCAAACGCCAAGGUCGAAGGGCUCCUCAGACCGAGACUCAGGAGAAGCCACAAGUUGAAUGGGCAGAUCGGAAGCCUUCUGCGAAAGAGCAACAUGCUUUCAAGUCCGCAAAAAGACAGCCAGCGCCCCCCUUUCAAUACCCUCAAGGCACUAAGGUUGUCUUUCAUGAUUGACCCUUUAUGUCUUUCUGGCUCCACUUAAUGGACGGCCAUGGUUGUGGAGGGACUCGUGGAGUACUGGGUGAGUGUGUACGAUGCGUGGAAAUUGAUGUCACAUUUUGGAGGCUGAUUCCGACAGCAAGAGUUCACUAUUGCUGUGUCUUGCGGCCCUUGAGUUGUCUUUGGAGGUACUUGCUGGCGAAACGAGCAAGUGCUAUGAUAGAAGGAAUGCGAUGUCCACAAAAUUAGGAUUCAUUGCAUGCUCUGGCGAGCAAGACAACAGUGAUUGCCUGCGAUACCCUUGGAAUGCAUUUCAGGGACCUACACAUCUGAGCAAGACGAGAGCUCACACUUUCUCAUCAUGGUCUUCCACAAGACUCAAUGCUUUGACCUCCCUCCACAUCGUCAAAACCUCCUUCCUCCCGUCUCAUUUCCCGCCCUUCACAUCUACCCUGCCCAUCAAACACCGUCCCCAACAUCUCGCGACAUACCCAACGCACAGUUCUCGUAUGGAGACUCCCAGUAUCCUCUCCUCCCGCCAUGUUGCUGCCCUUGCCUGACUUCCCUACGUCAAUACUCGACGCGCCAUCCGCCAGAGCCUGGAAAAUGACAAACUGAUCCUCGGCGAAUUCGUCCACACAGCUUCCCCUGCGACAUUCCCGGGUGAAGCCGCGCACGACAUGGCCCACCGCCUCAUCCACCGUGCGCUGGCGUUCUGUUUCGUUCGUCACCUUUCGGCCGGGGCUGAGGUAGUCUCUUCCCAGCCUGUAGCCCGCAGAGGUGUGUGCGACCAGGAGGAUAUAGAGCCGGCGCUCGUCGCCCGAGUCCGCGGAGGAAGGGUGUAAUUCGAUAGGGAGAGAGGGAGAUGAGAAUACCGGCAUGGUUCGGAGGGAUUCAAGGAGCUGGGUUUGAACUAGCGAAUGCAUCUCAAGGGAGCCCGCGAGGAUUGUCAUUGAGAUGGAGGUGAUAGUGGUCGGUCCAGGUGAUGUAAUCUCGAAAGGGGCGAGGGCGAAGCCUUCACCCUCGUCAAACCCAUCUUCUCUAGCUCUUAUCUUUCGUUUUCUGAUGACCGGAUCAA
This is a messenger RNA of Cladophialophora immunda, 3440 nucleotides long. RefSeq lists its product as uncharacterized. NCBI's taxonomy places the organism in Eukaryota, Fungi, Ascomycota, Eurotiomycetes, Chaetothyriales, Herpotrichiellaceae. The transcript has 2 exons. Gene Ontology annotation, biological process: maturation of LSU-rRNA from tricistronic rRNA transcript (SSU-rRNA, 5.8S rRNA, LSU-rRNA). Gene Ontology annotation, cellular component: nucleolus. Gene Ontology annotation, molecular function: RNA binding. Bases 86 to 2089 code for a protein of 667 amino acids. The record is from RefSeq and is a predicted model, not a curated record.